Molecule: messenger RNA, 987 nt
Organism: Recurvomyces mirabilis
Lineage: Eukaryota; Fungi; Ascomycota; Dothideomycetes; Mycosphaerellales; Teratosphaeriaceae
Exons: 1
Coding region: 1-987 (328 amino acids)
Source: RefSeq, a predicted model, not a curated record
AUGGCAUCUGCUACUGCUACCGCCACUAUGGCUGCUGCCGGCUUCGAUGUACGACCUAGCACUGGAUCUUCUUCGCUGCAAACGCCCAGGUCUGGUGGUCUACCAUCUGAAAUGCGUAGCCCACUUGCCGGAUCGCCCAGCUUCCUCAAGCAAAGAAAUGACGAAUUAAAGACGCCUAUCACUCCACCUUCUGCGUACUUGGACUUCCUGAAGAACAUGUCCCCUGCUCUGAUGAGCCCGGCACCAACGAGCACAAGUGCUCGCUUCAGCUUCCACGGCGACAAGACCGAUAGAUGGUCCGACAAAGCCUCCGAGACAGCAACCGAGAAGCCAUCGAUCAGCCCCCCAACCUCGCAACCCGCUUUGUCUCGCAAUACAUCGUAUGACUCGAACACUUCUACUGCUACUUCAUCCUCGACACAAAGCAUCGCCUCCUCUGUUCCCAGUGCUACUGGCACUCGACGACAACGACCAGAGUCACCUCGCGUUACCAUCCCACCCUCGCCAUUUGCGAAGCCAGCACUACGAUCAGCACGGACACCGCGAAAGCUAACGAUCCCGCAAUCACCAUACUCUACAGGCUUGCCAUCAGCAGGCAUGCCCUCCGCCCGAUCAGUCGGCACACCCUACACAUCAACUCCACUCAGCGCUGCGCCAUGGAGCGCAUCGUUCUCGUCCCGUGACGUCGAUGUUGAGACGACUGGAAAGCCCGGGAAAGUUACUGUGAAGCAAGUAGUCACCAGGACGGUGACAUACUGCCGGACGCCAUUGGAGGCCAUCCCAGACGGCAAUCUAUGGAAGAGAAGAAAAGUUGAGCACGAAGGUACACUAAAAGGACUUGAGGAGUAUGAGCCGACGAUCAAGGAGGAAGGGACGGAUAGUGAGGGAACUGCGGAAAUCAGGACAGUCAUUCCUGAGGCGGAGAGGAAAACGGGCAGCGGUGCUGCCGAUGAAGCAAAUAUCGACCCAGCACUGAAGGACGCCUAG